Messenger RNA from Echinops telfairi (small Madagascar hedgehog), 973 nucleotides. RefSeq names its product histone H1.0. The record is from RefSeq and is a predicted model, not a curated record. Gene Ontology annotation, molecular function: double-stranded DNA binding; structural constituent of chromatin; nucleosomal DNA binding. Gene Ontology annotation, biological process: negative regulation of DNA recombination; nucleosome assembly; chromosome condensation. Lineage: Eukaryota; Metazoa; Chordata; Mammalia; Afrosoricida; Tenrecidae. The transcript has a single exon. Bases 183 to 767 code for a protein of 194 amino acids. Gene Ontology annotation, cellular component: nucleus; nucleosome.
GCCUUCCUGCGAGCGCGGGAGCCGGAGGGGCCGCUCGGCCCGCGCCCCUCGGAGGCGGACUCCAGGCAGACCUGGUGGUCAGGGACUGAGACGGUCCGGACUUGACGUCCCUCAGCCUCAGCCGGCAGCUGGGCCAUUUCAGUCCGCCCCUCUUCUUCAAUAGCAGGAUCAGGUGGCCGACCAUGACGGAGAACUCCACGUCUGUCCCUGCAGCCAAGCCCAAGAGGGCCAAGGCCUCCAAGAAGUCCACGGACCACCCCAAGUAUUCAGACAUGAUCGUGGCUGCCAUCCAGGCAGAAAAGAACAGGGCUGGCUCCUCGCGCCAGUCCAUCCAGAAGUACAUCAAGAGCCACUACAAGGUGGGUGAGAAUGCGGACUCCCAGAUCAAGCUGUCCAUCAAGCGCCUGGUCACCACCGGGGUGCUUAAGCAGACCAAAGGGGUGGGAGCCUCAGGCUCCUUUCGGCUCGCCAAGAGCGAUGAGCCCAAGAGACCAGUGGCCUUCAAGAAGACCAAAAAGGAAGUCAGGAAGGUGGCCACCCCCAAGAAAGCAGUGAAACCGAAGAAGGCUGCUUCCAAAGCCCCCAGUAAGAAACCCAGAGCCACUCCCGCCAAGAAAGCCAAGAAGAAGCCGGUUGCCACGCCCAAGAAAGCCAAGAAACCCAAGACGGUCAAAGCCAAGCCAGUGAAGGCAUCCAAACCCAAGAAGGCCAAAUCUGGGAAGCCCAAGGCCAAGUCCAGUGCUAAGAGGUCCGGCAAGAAGAAGUGACACUGGGGCCCUUUUCUGUGGACCCUCAUUCCCACCUCUUUCCUCUGUAAAUACUUCCUGCCCUCUCGCUCUGGUCUGUAAGCCUUUGCCCCCUUCUCUUUGACUUGAUAAAGAGACAACUUGGACUCCUCAGACAUAAGGACAAAUCGAUUUCUUUCUGGAACCAAUCAUGCAAGGCCAGCAACAAUAAAUCUCAUCUCUCUUGA